AUGAUUGUCACAGACUUGUCGGUUCCCCUUUUGCUUGAAGAGGUGGACAAUUUUGGCGUCCUUGAAAUCCUGUGGAACUUUUCCUUGUCGUCACAUCUCCUGGAACAGGGUGGUGAGGUGAGAUGUGAUUUGGCGGCCACCAUAUUUAUAGAUCUCCGCUGGGAUCCCGUCGGACCCGGGUACCCUCCAGCCGGAGAGUUGCUGCACAGCCUUGAUGGUUUCCUCAGGGGUGGGUGGGAGGUCGAGGUUAGCAUUGGCUUCAACCUGCGGCAGCCGGUCAAUGGCAGCCUUAGGGGUGGUAGAGGGCCGGUUGAGUAA
Messenger RNA from Dibothriocephalus latus, 318 nucleotides. Lineage: Eukaryota; Metazoa; Platyhelminthes; Cestoda; Diphyllobothriidea; Diphyllobothriidae. The record is from the annotation of a GenBank genome assembly.